AUUACGGUGAAAAACAAAAGUAGUGUUGAGCUUUCCUUUCUUCAUCAAUAAAAUAAAAUGGGUGAACCUAUGGAUAUUACACCUACUGCAGGUCCCAUGUCAAUGGAUGUUUUAAGUUUAAUAAACUCAUCCCGUCAAACAUAUGGUCUUAGACACCAAGAUUAUCAACGUUAUCGUGAAUAUUGCACCAACCGCAUUCAUCGUCUUCGACAAAUUCUCAAGUUGACACAAGCCAACAAUAAACAAACCAACAUUCGCAAGAGUAUUCCUCAAGAAAUUAACGACGUCCGUUACUUGCACCUUUUAAUUUACGAGAGUGAACGCGCUUGGGCUUUCUCCAUGGAGUUAAAACAAGAAUCUUCCAAGAGUAUGGAUACCCGCCAGCGUCAUCAUCUUGUCAAACGUUUGAAAAGAGCUUCUCAGUAUGCUCAGCAAUUGUACACUUUAUGUGAGAAUCAAACUGUGGACAGUAGAACUGUCCUGGACGUCAAGGCUUAUGCUGCCUUGAUGAAAGGAUAUCUUUUAUUUGAACAACAACAUUGGCAAGAAGCCUUGGAUCAACUCACAGAGUCAAGAACCAUCUACGAAAAAUUUGCAAAGUUGAAUAGCAAUGCUGAACAAGAAGCUUUAUGUUAUUCAUUCAUCGAUACCAUUGAUCCCAACAUUCGUUUCUGUGCUUAUAAACUCGGCAUCAACAAGGAAAUCGAUGAUAUUGUAUCAUCCUAUCAUUCCGACGCAUUAAAUGCUCAAUUGGCCACCAUCCAAUCCAAUAAAAAGGAAACCGUCACUAAAUUCAUGACAUGGCGUCAAAAGGAAUUCACCAUCAAGGUCGAAGCACUUGUACAAGCAGUCGAAGAGAAGGAUUGGUCUGAAGCCGAGAAAUUAAUCAAGAAGGCCUUGAAAGAGGAUAAGGAAGCCACCGCUAAAAUCACUUCUUCUAAAUCCGCAAAGGCCACCGAGGAUUUGAAAAUUAUCUUUACCAUGGUCGAAUAUAACUUGUUUGGCAACCAAAUUCAACGUAAUUUAGCAUCCAUUGCCAACACCGAUAAGCCUCAACAAGCUGUUAAAUUAUACGACGAUAUCAUGAAGAAUAUUGAAUAUAUUUGGGAAUUACCUAAUGUUCGUGAUGAUUUAUCUUUGGAUGGAGAAUUGAAUGUAUUAUCACUUUAUUAUAAGGCACAACGUUGUAUCCAAGUGGCUUUAUCUUAUGCCGAUAUGAAGAAGACACCUGAAUCACUUGCCAUUUAUCAACGUGCACAAAUGUAUGUAGUUCAAGCUAAACAAGAACUUGCACAAAUCAAGACAUUUUCUUCAGAUGCCCUUUUACGUGUUUCGGAAUCGGAUUUACUCUCUGUUGAAAACGUUAUUCGAUCGGGUACUUGGAAAUCGCGUGCUGCUUGGUUCCUUGAACAUGGUAGUCAAGAUCAAGAUGAGGUGACAGAAAAGUUAGACCAAUUAAAUUUAGAUGCCGAUGCUUUAAUUGAUCAAUUGGAUGCUUAUCCCUCCGUCAUUCAACCCAACCAUUUGGUGGACUUCCCUCCCAAGUUCCAACCUGUGGCUUGCAAACCCUUCUACUUUGACUUGGCAGCUAACUUUGUGAAAUACCCUGAACAAUCCUUGAAUGAACGUACAGAAAAGACGACUUCUGGAAGUGGUUUCUGGAAUAUCUUUGGCAGAAAGUAAAAAAAAUAAUUAAAAAAUGUAUCUUAAUAAGGAAAUCCAAUCAUUGUACUCGCUUUCAUUGUUAAAUGCAUAUCCAUAUUUUUUUUUUUUCUUAAUCCAAAACCCAUUAAUGUUUACACUCCGUGCUCUCCGCUUUAAAUAACAUUGCAUGAGCGAGUAAUUGUUCAUUCUUUUUUUUUUUUUUUUUUUUUUCAUUCUCUUCUCUUUAUUUCUUUCUUCU
Mucor mucedo is the source of this 1903-nucleotide messenger RNA. RefSeq lists its product as uncharacterized. Lineage: Eukaryota; Fungi; Mucoromycota; Mucoromycetes; Mucorales; Mucoraceae. The transcript has 7 exons. Gene Ontology annotation, biological process: SRP-dependent cotranslational protein targeting to membrane. Gene Ontology annotation, molecular function: endoplasmic reticulum signal sequence receptor activity; 7S RNA binding; signal recognition particle binding. Gene Ontology annotation, cellular component: signal recognition particle, endoplasmic reticulum targeting. Bases 58 to 1683 code for a protein of 541 amino acids. The record is from RefSeq and is a predicted model, not a curated record.